Esox lucius (northern pike) is the source of this 5776-nucleotide messenger RNA. Its product is annotated as period circadian protein homolog 1. Lineage: Eukaryota; Metazoa; Chordata; Actinopteri; Esociformes; Esocidae. Bases 476 to 4696 code for a protein of 1406 amino acids. Gene Ontology annotation, cellular component: nucleus; cytoplasm. Gene Ontology annotation, biological process: entrainment of circadian clock by photoperiod; negative regulation of transcription by RNA polymerase II; circadian regulation of gene expression. Gene Ontology annotation, molecular function: transcription cis-regulatory region binding; transcription corepressor binding. The record is from RefSeq and is a predicted model, not a curated record. The transcript is spliced from 17 exons.
AAAUGCUUUUCUGUCCAGUGUACCUGCCUGCUUGUCUUGCAGGCGAUCAACAUUGGAGUAAGUCGCAAAAAGAUGUCGUUCCAGGUUUCUGCAUUUAAAAAAAAUAUAUAUAAAUACUGAAAACAUUGUGGAAGACGUUUGAACAUUGUUUGCCACGAAACGCACUUUCUGUUCAUGGAAAAAGCAGGUUUUCAUUCCAACCGUCUUGCCAUGUGUGGAACAACAAACCGACAAGUCUCACCCCACUUCUCUUGAAUUGGCUUACCAAGUUUAUAGGCUCAGCAUUGGCACAAAUCAACAACUCUAAGAUCAAUUAGACACCGUGCAAACGUUUAUCAUCUUCGAAUGUUGGCUUUACCAUACCAUGACUCAAUCUAAGUCUAGUAGCCCCACCUAGUGGCAGGGUAUCACAGCACUUUGUUUUGACAGAUACCUUUUGUCAAACAGCAUUAGCCAAUCGCUCAUACUGGUUAUUAUGAGUGAUGGGAAUGCAUACACCAUCUGUGGAAAUGACACUAGUGGAGUAGGUGAAGCAGAUGAAGCUGCAGUGGAACAAGAGGUUGACUCUCAGUCCAGACUCAAGGGACUAUGUCAGACUGGCAGCUCCAGUGGAAAUGGAAAGAGAACCUGGUCUGGGGUCAAGCCCUCUCCCAAGUCCUCCAACUCUGAUGACACUGAUGCCUGCAGUAGCUCCCAUAACGGAAAGGACUCUGCCAUGGAGACAACCGAGAGCAAAAGCUCCAAUUCCCACAGCCCGUCCCCUCCCAACAGCUCCAUGGCCUACAGUCUGCUGAGUGGCAGCUCAGAACAGGACAACCCGUCCACCAGCGGCUGUAGCAGUGACCAGCCGGCCAGGCUGCAGACCCAGAGGGAGCUGCUCAAGGCCCUGAAGGAGCUAAAGAUCCGCAUGCCUGCUGACCAGCGUUCGAAAGGUCGCUCCAGCACUCUGGCCUCUCUGCAGUAUGCACUCAACUGUGUCAAACAAGUCAGAGCUAAUCAGGAGUAUUACCAUCAGUGGAGUGUGGAGGAGAGCCACGGUUGUAGCCUGGACCUUUCAGCCUUCACCACAGAGGAACUGGACAACAUCACCUCUGAAUACACCCUUCAAAACACGGACACAUUCUCUGUGGGAGUAUCAUUCCUCUCGGGGAAGGUGGUGUACAUCUCCCCCCAGGCUUCUCCCAUGUUGCGCACUAAGCCUGAGCGACUCCAGGGGGCCCUCUUCUCUGAGCUGCUGGCCCCCCAGGAUGUCAGCACUUUCUACAGCAGCACCGCUCCCUGCCGCCUCCCCCCCUGGUCCUCCUGUACGGGCUCUUCCUUGAACUCGCCUGUGGACUGCACCCAGGAGAAAUCCAUGUUCUGUCGUAUCAGCGGGGGCAGGGACAGCGAGGGGGAGGUCCGCUACUACCCCUUCCGUAUGACCCCCUACCAGCUGACACUGGGGGACUCGGAGGAGUUCCAGCCCUGCUGCCUGCUCAUCGCUGAGAGGGUGCACUCAGGAUACGAAGCUCCCCGAAUCCCAGCGGACAAGAGGAUCUUUACCACCAGCCAUACCCCGAGCUGUGUGUUCCAGGAGGUCGACGAACGGGCGGUGCCGUUGCUGGGUUACCUGCCCCAGGACCUGGUUGGGACUCCUGUACUCAUGUACCUCCACCCUGAUGACAGGCCUGUCAUGGUGGCUAUCCAUAAAAAGAUUCUUCAGUCCGCUGGGCAGCCCUUUGAACACUCGCCCCUGCGGAUGUGUGCCCGGAACGGGGAGUAUCUCACCAUUGACACCAGCUGGUCGUCUUUCGUCAACCCCUGGAGCCGCAAAGUGGCGUUCAUCGUCGGUCGACACAAAGUCAGAACGAGUCCCCUGAACGAGGACGUGUUCACGCCUAGCGUGGAGGUGGAGGCCCGGGCCAUGUCUCCAGAGGUCCCCAGGCUCAGCGAGCAGAUCCACCGCGUGCUGGUGCAGCCAGUCCACCGCGGUGGCUCCCAGGGCUACUGCAGCUCCCAUGGGUUCCAUCGUCAGAGGCCCGGCCCUGGCUCCUCUUCAGGCAGCAACAGCCCCACCGCCAAGGAUAUCACCCUGAUGACCACCCAGAGAUCACAGCAGAUGACAUUCCAGCAGAUGUGUAAAGACGUCCACAUGGUGAAGACCAACGGUCAGCAGGUCUUUAUCGAGUCCCGCAACCGGCCGCCUCUCCGCAGACAUGGAGCUCUGGUGGGGCAAAAUAAUUUAAACAAGGGUCCUACUAGAGCUCUGGGACCAAUUAAAACCCUGGCCUCUGUGCAUUCAAGGAAAGAGCCUUCAGCCAGCUACUCAUACCAGCAGAUCAACUGUCUGGACAGCAUCGUACGCUACCUGGAGAGUUGUAAUGUCCCCAACACAGUGAAGAGGAAGUGUGGCUCCUCCUCCUGCACCACAUCCUCAACGUCAGACGAUGACAAGCAGAGGGAGUUACCUGGAACAGCCAAAGAGCUGGAAGGGCCGCGGGGCAACGAUGCAUCUAAAGGAGGGCCUCAUAUGAGUCCUUUGGCGCUGCACUGCAAGGCUGAGAGUGUGGUCUCUGUCACGUCUCAGUGCAGCUUCAGCAGCACCAUCGUCCACGUCGGGGACAAGAAGCCUCCUGAGUCAGAUAUUGUCAUGAUGGAGGAGAACCCAACCACCUCCACACCCACCUCCCCAGCCACUCCCAACACCGUCACCACGGCAGUGACCCCCCAGCCCACGGUCCUGACCAACGCAGCAACACGCAGCCACGCCCAGCCCGAGAAGGACGACCGCAGGUCGGCUGGAUGCUCCGGGCGCCUCGGUCUGACCAAGGAGGUGCUGUCUGCCCACACCCAGCAGGAGGAACAGGUGUUCCUGAGUCGCUUCCAGGACCUGGGUGAACUCUGCAUGCUGGACCCCGGCUCUCCUUCACAGAGAGGACACACCGCCACGCCCAAAGGGGUCCGUAGCUCACAGGACUACCCAGCUGGCGCCAAUGGCCGGAGGAGGGGCCGCGGGGGCAAACGGCUGAAGCACCAUCAAGAGGGCUCCCAGCAUGGCCAGUCCGGCUCGGGGGUCAACAGUCGUUCCAGAAGGGAGCGGCACCAAGGCCUCACACUACCCACGGGCCAGCCCCUGAUGAUGCAGGGACCCCAGACCUCGUCCUCCUCCUGGCCCACAUCCGUGGCCUCUCAGGCCAGCCUCCCACCCGCCGUCCCUCAGUACCCUCCGGGAGUCCUGCCCUUCUUCCCCCUCUACCCCCAGCAACUCCUGGGCCACACUGGGGUGAACCCCAACAUGCAGUUGGGCUACCCCAGCCCCCAGCCGGGCUUCCAGUUCCCCCUGCACAGCAGCCAGAUACCCAUGGCCAUGGCUCCGCCGAUGAUGGUUGUCCUGCCCAACUUCAUGUUCCCUCAGCUCAACGGAGGUGUACCGCAGCUGGGUCAGCUCAACGCUGCCCUCCCCACAGCGUAUAACACCGCCAUACCUCACCUUAGCCCCCCUAUGCCUGGCAUGACACAGCUUAACCCGGCCAUCCCACUAGCGCAUCUCAACCCCGGCUUGGCUCAGUUCAGCCCCGCCAUGGCGCCGAUGAAUGGCGUGCCUCAGUUGAAUCCUGCCCUAACUCAGCUCGGCCAGUCACAGCUCAACCCUGCUCUGUCCAUCAUCCCCCAGCGCUUCUACAAUCCCUGUCCGACGUUACCUUUCCCAAACCCUGCCCCGGUUCCCGGGCUCCAUGGCGCUGCCUUACCCGGAAUGGAUCCCACGUUUGUCAGGCGCAGCCACUCCCGUUCCAGCACUCCUCAGUCGACGGGCCAAGCCCCCCUGGAGGGGACGGACUCGCCACUGUUCCAGUCCCGAUGCUCGUCGCCCUUAAACUUGCUGCAGCUGGAGGAGUUGCCAGGCAGCCGUCCGGAAGCUGCGUCGGCAGGGCCGCGGCAGACCCCGCCCCCGCCCGGCUCGGCAUCUCAGGUUGGAGGUCAAGGCUCUGUCAACUGCUGCGGUAUGAAGGAAGAUGCCAAAGAGGACUACAACGCGGAUGCCGAUGACCAGGAUGCCAUGUCCACCUCCAGUGAGCUACUGGACCUGCUGCUACAGGAGGACGCCUGCUCAGGCACCGGCUCAGCUGCCUCUGGCUCUGGGUCCUCGGGUUCUGGCUCCAACGGAUGCAGCACGUCGGGGAGUGGCACAAGAAGCAGCAACACCAGCAAGUACUUCGGCAGCAUCGACUCGUCCGAGAACGACCACUCCCAUAAGCAGACAGCAGGGGGUGCUGAAGAAGCCCAGCUGUUGAAGUAUGUCCUUCAGGACCCCAUCUGGCUCCUCAUGGCCAACACGGACGAUAAGGUUAUGAUGACCUACCAAAUGCCCACCAGGGACCGGGAGACUGUUCUAAGGGAGGAUCGUAUGGUACUGCGGGCAGUGCAGAAAAAGCAGCCGCACUUCACUGAGGAGCAGAAGAGAGAGCUAAUCCAGGUCCACCCCUGGAUGGGCACUGGACGACUGCCACAGGCCAUCCACUGUCCUACUUGCACAGGGUGUGGUUCUCCCCCCACUGCCUCUGCCCCACGUACCUUUGAAGUGGACCUGCAGGACAUGACGGAGGUCCUUCAGCUACAGGAGGAGGGUGGCGCGUCCCCAGAGAGGCCUGUUACCAUGGCGACAGACACUGGCAACACUGCCGUGGCAGCAACACAAGGCCCCCAGACUGAUGCUUGAGGGGGACACUAAGGAACUGGCAUCGUUGUUGUAACACACAAAGUGGGGGGUUCUAUGUGGCAAAACAGGUCCACGCCUUCUGUCAGUCUGUGCUGUUUAAAGACGCGAAAAGGGAGGAGGAGCCAAAGAAUAGCGAAUCCUGUGCAAAUGCAUGGGGAAUGUAUCUCAUUGUACAUGAGGUGUGCAUAUUACAUACUGAAUGUAUUUUGGAAUGGAAAGACAGGCGUGUUGUAUAUAUUUUAUGUUUUGUGCCUGGACCCAAGUCAAAUUCCAUCUGUAAUUCACUAGGUUGAGGUCUUUCUUUCCUAUAGUUUACCAAUUAUUGCGUGUAUCAACGCAAUAUAAUUUUUGUUCAGUGUCCAUAUUGGAAAAUUGUCAAAUCUGGAGUGAAAACGUUUCAAUCCAAAAAUUCAUGUUGAAAAAUAUUUUGUAGAAUACUUGUAAGUAAUUUCAGAUGAUAUACUGUGUAUAUAGUAUAUUGCAGUACACCAUCCAGGAGAGGGUAUACUGCAGCUUAUAAUGGCCUGGUUAGUCAUGUCAUAAAUGUCUCUGGACAAACAGAAAAUUACCAUUUAUGACAUGACCAUAAUUAUUGAUGUCAUAAAAGGUAAAUACAUUGUAGAUUGGAACUGUCUGCUGCAAUCAUUGUAAAAAUAUGUAACAUUUUAGAAAUUGGGAACAUGUUCUGACUAUUUUAUCUCCUCCAGAGACAUACAGAAAAUAGACAAUUCCUAAAGAGCAUGUUAAAAGAAAUACCCACUUAUUUGUUGGAGUCUGGUAUAUUUUUUUUUUUACAGAAACCAUCUCUGAUUUGUCAGGAGCAGAGGUGGGUGUUUCCAUGGUAACAGUACAGAUUGAGCUAGUUUUUCUUGAUGCGACCAGGACAGUGAUGAGACAGAGCAGUUUAGGGGUGACUCCGCUUUAUGAGAGCAGACCUUCAUAAAUCAGAAGGCCAAUGGAUUUUAGUGUUCUGCCCUUCAUUCUUUCUUUUUCCUCUGUUACUGCUGUUUGUCCUUGGAUUUGUCAUUAGUACAACCCUUUGGGGAAUUUUGUUGAAAUUAAUAUAAAAAAUGAAAUGCA